Messenger RNA from Cladocopium goreaui, 2821 nucleotides. The record is from the annotation of a GenBank genome assembly. Lineage: Eukaryota; Dinophyceae; Suessiales; Symbiodiniaceae.
CUUUUGCUAAAAGAGCCCGAUAUCAACGUGUGAAGGGUUACAGCCAUUCGUCACGAUGUCGAUGGCGCACGAGUGGCGCCCAUGCACAUGGCAGGUAAAUGCCGAGUUGGAAGCAUGGAUGCAUUUGCAGCCGGCUGUCCAACUUUUGUUUGUCUCACAGCUGGCACGGCAGCUUGCUAAGCAGCUGGAUUGCGAAAGGGGCUGCUGCCAGCCUCCAGUUUUUGAGGCCAGUGUGCCUCUGCGUUCAAUGCCUGGAGCAAUCUUUGAAAAAGACCUUUUGCAAGUGGCUUCCACAGAGGAGGAGUCCGAGAAGGACACGAGGCGACUCUCAGUUGGUACGACGGCUACGGGGGUCCCCGAAGAGGAUGAUGUGCUUCAGGAGCUUGAUGAGUCUGACGAGGGGGAGGAUAUCAAUAACGUUGAUGAUCAUUCGGACGGAGAUGGUGUUGCCCAGGCAUCCGCGCAGCAAGGAUUGCUCAAUGCUGAGUCUGAGGAUGAUUUAGAGGCACCAGAAGUGCUCAAGACUGAGUCCGAGGAUAAUCUGGAGGCGGCGAUGUUAGGCUUAUGGACUGGGGCCUCACUGCCUCACUCGGUUCUUUUGUACUCUGCCUCUCACUUGAAUUCAUUUGACCUGUGCCUUGAGGAAUCUGAAGGUGGACAUGAAAACUUUGCCGGCAGUGACGCUGGAUGGCUGAUAUCAGCUGAGGAGUUCUAUCUCGACUUGUUUUCUCGCGCCUUCUCUCCCGUCAACGAUGCCACCGAAAGGGAUGAGCUGGGCGGAUCUGGUGAGAAAAAACGGAUCCAGCAAGGGCAACGGUGGUGCCCAAGACCUCAGGAAAAGGAAGCCCCCCUUCUAGUCCAGAGCCAGAAGCAAGGGAGGAAGCCUGCGCACAAGAACCCGAGCCUGCGAAUGCCCACCAUAGUGCUGGAGCGGAGGAGGGAGGAGUCGGCGCAUCCCAGUGGUUCCUGCAGUGCGAGGAGCUCAGAACUCCUGGAGAAGCAAGAGCCGGAGCCCGCAGAGCCAGAAGAGCCCACAGAGCGCGCAGAGCCAGCAGCGCCAGCAGAGCCGGCAGAGCGUGCAGAAGCAGCAGGGGAAUCGAAAACAAAGACAGUCCUGACGGGCUGGGCGAAAUUAUUUGGAGGACCCAGUGCAGCAGACCCGGCUCCCAGAAAGGGAAGCAAGGGCUCUUCAAAAGGAUCAAAAGGCAAGCAGCCCACAAAUCCUCGCGAAGUCCAGGUGCCCAAGACCUCAGGAAAAGGAAGCCCCCCUUCUAGUCCAGAGCCAGAAGCAAGGGAGGAAGCCUGCGCACAAGAACCUGAGCCUGCGAAUGCCCACCAAAGUGCUGGAGCGGAGGAGUCGCAGCCUUCCAGCAAGGCUUCAACUCCGAGGGAGGAGUCGGCGCAUCCCAGUGGUUCCUGCAGCGCGAGGAGCUCAGAACUCCUGGAGAAGCAAGAGCCGGAGCCCGCAGAGCCAGAAGAGCCCACAGAGCGCGCAGAGCCAGCAGCGCCAGCAGAGCCGGCAGAGCGUGCAGAAGCAGCAGGGGAAUCGAAAACAAAGACAGUCCUGACCGGCUGGGCGAAAUUAUUUGGAGGACCCAGUGCAGCAGACCCGGCUCCCAGAAAGGGAAAGAAGGGCUCUUCAAAAGGAUCAAAAGGCAAGCAGCCCACAAAUCCUCGCGAAGUCCAGGUGCCCAAGACCUCAGGAAAAGGAAGCCCCCCUUCUAGUCCAGAGCCAGAAGCAAGGGAGGAAGCCUGCGCACAAGAACCCGAGCCUGCGAAUGCCCACCAUAGUGCUGGAGCGGAGGAGUCGCAGCCUUCCAGCAAGGCUUCAACUCCGAGGGAGGAGUCGGCGCAUCCCAGUGGUUCCUGCAGUGCGAGGAGCUCAGAACUCCUGGAGAAGCAAGAGCCGGAGCCCGCAGAGCCAGAAGAGCCCACAGAGCGCGCAGAGCCAGCAGCGCCAGCAGAGCCGGCAGAGCGUGCAGAAGCAGCAGGGGAAUCGAAAACAAAGACAGUCCUGACGGGCUGGGCGAAAUUAUUUGGAGGACCCAGUGCAGCAGACCCGGCUCCCAGAAAGGGAAGCAAGGGCUCUUCAAAAGGAUCAAAAGGCAAGCAGCCCACAAAUCCUCGCGAAGUCCAGGUGCCCAAGACCUCAGGAAAAGGAAGCCCCCCUUCUAGUCCAGAGCCAGAAGCAAGGGAGGAAGCCUGCGCACAAGAACCCGAGCCUGCGAAUGCCCACCAAAGUGCUGGAGCGGAGGAGUCCCAGCCUUCCAGCAAGGCUGCUUCUCAAAGGGACGAUUCACCGCAUGUCAGCGCUGAGUCCAGCAGUGCGAGUAGUUCUGGACCGCCAGAGCCAGCGAAGGAGGAAGAACCUCGAGACCAAGCGGUGAACGGACCUGCAAUCUCAUUUGAGGAUGGAACUAACUCCGCGGUUCCACUGACAAAGGCUGGACGUUUUGAAGAUGGAGAUGGAUCUGAGGAUUUGUCCGAUGACCGGCUUGAGUUAGACACGUUCGACUAUCGAACGUAUUACCUAAAUGAUCUUCGAAAUCGAGAUUCGGACACAGAGCCAACAAUUUACGGUUCUGAUUCGGAAUCCUCUGAUGAGGGCCACGUGUCCAAGCCCAUGCAAGGGCACUCCCAGCUUUGCGGGUACAGGUGGCAUGGUGCAUGGAAUUUGCAGCGACAUGCCACAGUUCGGGAGGUUUUGCCUCAAAGUGAACCAGUUCAGCAAGAUGAGGAGGAAGAGGAGGGAGUCAUGGAAGUCUCGGAGGAAUCUGAAGGUGGACAUGAAAGCUUUGACGGCAGUGACGCUGGAUGGUAG